Molecule: messenger RNA, 2171 nt
Organism: Clunio marinus
Lineage: Eukaryota; Metazoa; Arthropoda; Insecta; Diptera; Chironomidae
Source: the annotation of a GenBank genome assembly
AGUUAUAUUUUACACUCAGUCGCGAUCAGUCAUUUGUUUAAAUCGUUUCUGUGUAUUUCAGAAAACAGAAGAGACGCUUUGGAAUUUUUUAAAGUUUUUUGUAACUUGAUAAGCCAGAAACUAAAGAAACAGAAAAAGAAUUAGUGAAUGUAUAUAAAUAAAUAAAGAAGUUUUGAUUCGAAACAGAUUAAUUUGAAUGCAAUGUGACGAGCUCACCAUUUUUCAAAGUUUAAUGCGUAAUCGAAUGAUCAACAGAGAGAGAUAGAAAAUAAAACUUUGAGUAAUAUACCUGAACGGAUAGCAAGUCAGGUAUUACGUGCAAGUGUGGAGAAAACGUCAAAGGAACACAGCAAGCAAAACAAGCAAAUUUGUUUUCUUCUUAUUCAUAAAUAGCAACAAGGAAAGAAGAAAAAGAAGAAAAAUGCUCAAAGAGUCGAGUGAAGCUUCAACUAUGCACGCGGAACAAGAAGAAAACAUUGAAUGUGUACUAGGAAAACAGAAAAUGCGAUGCAAUUUGCAAAGAAAAAGAAAUGGAUACAACAAAAACAAUGUGAUAGUAGCAAGUAUUGUAACAAUCUUCUUCAUAGCUGUGCAUCGUGACGUAGUUGAUGCAUCGCCGAAUAAAGACAUACAACCCCAAGUCAGAAUAAAUAAAUGUUGUGAGAGUUUUGAAAUCUACGUCGACUUACGAUGUACGAGUGCUAAGGAAGCAAAUACUUCUGAAUGGUCUCCAGUGUUUACAGGAUACGAAGGAAAGCAGAAUGUAAAGGUUGACGAGUAUAAGUUUCUUAUAGGAAAGCCUGAUUGUGGAAGUAUGCAGAUAUGGCCUGUUUAUCAUGAUCCAAAAAACCAUGAUUAUCUUUUCUUGUUCCCUGAUGGAAAGCUUGGACAUUACAUUAAGAACCAUCGAGUGGCAGAUCAAGAGAUUGAUGAAGACGAAGAUUAUGAAGAAGUAACUGAACUUUUAACACAUCGAACACGAGCAUUUCUUUAUCACGAUUUCGAGCAAGGGCAUUAUUGCCUCGAGAAAGCAGUUUUUUCGAACAAUACCAAAGAGAGUUGGCAAUUUGCUUAUGUCUGUUCGCCUGAGAAGAUUCUUAGAUGGACCGACACGGAUUUCUUACUGAGAAAAGUUCUCAAUCCAAUUUUUCAUGGACUUUCAAUGAUUAUCUUACUGAUUAUUGCAAUAAUCUAUUUUGUGUUACCAACUCUAAGAGAUUUAGUUGGAAAUAUCGUCACAACAAUCACAAUUUGCUUAAUCAUAAGUCAAGCAGCUGAUCUUGUUCGAAUCUUUACCGAGUUUGGCAAUCACGUCAGCUUUCUUAUUGCUGAUACGAUUCUUUAUGUGAGCAUGCUGGGCGCAUUCUUUUGGCUUAACAGUAUGGGAUAUUACAUUUGGAAGACUUUUCGUUCAAGAAAUGUUUUCUUGAGAGUCACAGAUGGACGGAAAUACUGCUGGUAUUCAAGCUAUGCUUGGGGAAUGACAUUUCUUCUAUCAAUUCUUGCUGUCUUCGCACAUUAUUUCUUAGACACAGGAACAAUUAAGAAACAAUAUUUGUUUGAAGACCAAGAGACAAUUGGCUGGCUUGGAAUGGCAGUUUUCUUCACUCCAAUUGCUUUCAUUGUCAUUAUUAAUUUAUUUUUCUAUGUGACAACACUCAAAGUAAUGAACAGAAUCAAUUCAUAUGGAAGAAUUCACAAUAAACUCAAGAGCAAUUUUAUAAUGUUCAUCUUAAUAUUCAUUACAAUGAGUGUCGCCUGGGUUUUCUUCAUUUUAUCGUGGCUUAAAACUGAUUUCUUACUUUACAUUCACAUAAUUACGAAUUUUCUUCAAGCACCAAUAUUAUUUUAUAUUUGCAUUAUCCGACAGAAACAUGUCAGUUUUCUUCUAAAGAAAGCUUGUUGUUACAACGAGGCAGUAACGCACACAUCUGGUGCUGAUUGGAAUUACGGCGAUGAACUAACUUACAUGAAUGGAAACAAUUAUUAAACAACUAGAAAUUACUUCAAAUACUCCAAAAAUAUAAACAUUCCCAAGAAUCUCAUGAAAUCUUCCAACUUUUAUGAUUUUAAUCAUUUUUUCUUGCUUUUACCGAAUCAAAUAAGUUUGCAAUAAAGUUUGUACUUAUUUAAGCAUAUAAAAUUGUUUUAAUAAAUAAUUUUUGAAGCUC